This is a messenger RNA of Xyrichtys novacula (pearly razorfish), 25959 nucleotides long. NCBI's taxonomy places the organism in Eukaryota, Metazoa, Chordata, Actinopteri, Labriformes, Labridae. The record is from the annotation of a GenBank genome assembly.
GCCUGUCUGCCUGCCUGCCUGCCUGCCUGCCAGAGCACGUAGGGAGUGCAAGAGCAGCUUCAGCAGCAAGGAGGCACCACGUCGCAGUCGACCGGAAGAAGUCGUGCUAGCGCUCCAUCAGGCUCAAACUGGAAUGAGGACGGAGGGGUGGGCUUUCUCGGAUCCCUGCACCUUGUUAUUGGUUGUAUUAUUUACUCUGUGGUACAAUGUACGUACGACACCAGGCACAUUGUGUGAAAAUGCGCGGAGAAUUAUUUAUCUAACGUAGACUGACCUUAAUGUAACACCGAUAUCCGGCGCACAACAUCAAUCCGACUAGCGUGUGUUGUGCAAGGUAACAGAGAACGGUUUUAAGGUUGAACGGCUACAAUCGACCAACAGUCAAGAAAGAAAGGCGGUCUCUCGGGAAAGACGGAAGCCAUCGUCAAGGAGGACUGAAUUGUAUCCCUGAAUACUCGCAGAUUAAGCCUCGAUCUUCUGUCUGCUGCUUGCGUAAAUGAGACCAUGACGCUUGGAACUUGCGUGUGAUUUACAACGGUGGACGGAGGAGGAACACGGUGCCCUGAACUGGUAAGAGAUCCUGCUAAAGACCCGGCUGCUGCAGAGGAGCCAUUAGCUGUCUGUUGUCAGUACUAGCUUCUGUUGUGUUAGCAAGUGGUAUGGCUAGCUUGUGAUUUUCUUUCCCGGGGUCUCGACUGAUGUCAGCCUAAAACAUCCAGCACGUGGAGAAAGAUACUAACCACACCGCUACCUUAGAUGAUGCUGGGUCCUUGUUGGGCUAAUGGCAUCCUGAUUUAAUUUACAAUACUAUUUAAACCGACAACCAAAACCCGAGACUAGACACCGUCUAGGUGGUCCUGCAGUGUAUGAAUUGAUAACUACAAAGACUGCUCUGUCAGAACAUACUGAAGCAGGCUUUGUAUGGAGUGAAAAAAGUUUUGGAAGUGGUAUAAACCUGCUGGUGAUUCCUACUUGUCUGACUUGUUGCACUCCUCUUACUGUUCAGACUUAAUGUCUGAAGUUUUUCAAAGGUUGGGGAUCUUAAUGAUACUGUACAUGAUUUAAAUUAAUUAUGAUUAAUUUAAAACAAAUAAAUACAAACAAUAUACGUUCUCUUGCCCCAAAUCAAAUUAUGUUCCAUUAACUAUUUCCAUUAACUUGAAUUGUGCAUUUAUCCUCAUGCAGCUUUAAAGGGAUAUUCUGGUGUAAAAUUAAUUCAGGGUCAAACACAGUAACACCAAGUUAGACACCCCGCAGCUCAAGGAAGAACAUUUAUGAUCAUUUCUUUAUGAUCGCCUUGAAGUAAUAAUCAUCUCAUUAAUCAUUUUGCACUGCAGACGCGACAGUUUUUCUGCUCUACAUUCUCGGUCUGAUUGCAUUUCCAUUAGGAAAUGAUCAUAAAUGUUCUUCCUUGAGCUGCGUCACCCCGCAGCAGUCCAUAAUGGAGGGGGUGUCUAACUGUGUUACGGUGUGUUUGACCCUAAAUUAAUUUUACGCCAGAACAUCCCUUUAUUCACUUAUGUUUGCGAAACCUUAAUCUCCUUCAUCACAGCCUGCCCAGUGCUGUAAUGUUUUACCGUUUUUAAAGACAGCUGUUUUGGUAAAGACUUACUAACUGAAUAUAAUAGGUGCCCAUGUGAAUUGAAGAGCUAGUAUGUGUGUGGCACCUGGAGCACUGGCACCCUAUGUAAACUCACUCACAUCAUGGUGUUUGUUUGGAUCAAGCUUUCUUUGGCAACAUUUUAAAACCUGAUGAAAAAACAUUGGUAUUGUAAUAUCUCUAAUAGCUUGGAUUGUGGCCUUUUUUUAUCUAAAAAUAUAAAUUGAAAUGUUAGACCAAAGGUUACAGAGUCAGAUAUGAUUAAAUCUUACCUGUAAAGUACACCUGGGACCUUCUUGUUUGUUAAAUAAAAUUUCCACUAUAGGUGAGCUUGAAGUGAUUUACUUUAAAUUUGAUUGGUGUUUGUCAAGAUACGAAUUGUUUUUGUAUAUAAUUAAAAAAAAUGUUUUGCAGUGUUUUUAAAUUAAACUAGUCUUAUCACUGGACAAGAUAUUUCAUUCACUCAAGGCCCUCGCUCACGGAAUCCCUCCAAUGUUGCGGCAGAUUUUGUUCCAUGCUCUAGUACUGGCCCUGCUUCAGUUUGGACUCUAGCAGUGGAGGUGGUUUUAACAAGCACCUGACUUGGAAAAAGGGGGGGGAGGGGGGGGGGGGUAUGGCAUGGCUAUAGCAUUAGCUCUGGCAAUAAUGGGAAGUCGAAAUAUUCUCUGCAAUUGAUCUUUAGACAUACAUUUUUAAAAUUAUGUUUUUGGGCUUUUUGUAUCAUAAUUGAAGCAGAUAGGAGCAGGAAACAGGUACAAGACUAGAGCAGUGAUGUGCAUGAAGGGGCUGCAGACUGUCUGAGUUGAGACAUAGUCUCUGAAUAUGGGGUGAAUACUUAGAUAAUUAGGCUAACAGUGCCCCUAGUUCUUUUUAAAGAUUAACAAUCAGUUAUCAAUUACUGAUGAAAAAAGAAGAAUCAAAGAUUUUUCCAAUGACAAAAACAGGAUCAAAUGCAUUUUUUCUUUUAUCACAUAUUUUCCCCAGCAAUAAACUGAAGGCACAGUAGAACUACAGAACUUGAAGCAUUGUUAAACAAACUGAAUACUGACAUGCAGAGUUGGCUUAUUAUAAUGGCCACAUAAUCAUAUAGACCGAAGUUCAAACUAUAUCAAACUGCUGCAACAAGAAAACCAAACAGAAACAUGUUUAAGUCUCAUAGUCUUAAGUUUCUGCCUGCUUGUAUGGAAGUAAGCAUGUCCAUACAGUCAGGUGUCAGAGGAGAGUGCAACUGGGUCAUAAUUGGUCAGGCAGCAGAAAACACGCUCAGACAGCACCAGUGUCCCUGGUAUGCCAAGUAACAUGUCUCCUCUAACAGCCUGCAUGUCCUGCAAAAGGCUCUCGAAGUUUGUUUUGUCAUGCGACAGUUGUUGUGUGUUACCAAAAAAAGAGCUGUGGGGACCUGGCAUAUGGGUACAGCCCCUAGCUGAGCAUCUCUGCUGUGUCUAGAACAUUCAGCCCUUCAGUUGCAUUGACACAUUCCUCAAAUUUAUAACACCUACCUAAUUGCUCAAUUUAAUAGGAGGCCACUCAUUGUGUAUUCCGGUUAUGAUAGAUAAUCACACGAAAUCACGCAUGCUUGAAUCUCAGUAAGAUUGUUUAGGAAAGGGUCGUCUUUUCUGCAGAACAGUUUCAGCUUUUGAUUGCUUUUGUUCGAAUUGUUCGCUUGACUCAGUACAUCACAUGACCAUAGCUGAUUAGAAAGUAAAAGAAGCCAGUUGACAGGUAAGGUGGCAUCAAGGCAAAUCAUUCCUCCUCAAGUGGUUUGAAAUAUUUCAGUCUGUAGUUUUCCUGGUUUCAAUGGCACUCUUUUAACUGCAUGUGCCAGUUCUGUCAAGCCCAUGCAGUCCAGAGCAGCUCUAGGGCCUUUGUCCAUCAGCACUGUCUUGUGUGCUGGCAGAGCCCACUACCCCAGUUUUAGAGAGCCUGUCACCAGCCCCUUACCUACAUGGAUAAUGGCUCUUUCCACCUCAAGGCAUGUUCCAUCCAUCUUGGAUGAAGAAAACAGCAAGAACUCUCUUCCCAGAGUGACAGAAUAUUGUCUGGUGAGAUGAGCCCAGCAUCAAGGGCUGGUCAAGCAAAGUAAUGCAAGCCAUUUGGAGGGAUUCUUUGGAGUAUGUUUUAUGGUAAACUGAACUUGAUUUGGAGCCUUCUGAAGAUGUGCACAUUGAUGUGCUGGACAUGUGUCGGUUUUAAAGAACAACAUAAGACUUAAUUAGGAUGGCUAUUAUGUACCAAGUUACUCUUGUGUCACCGGGCCUGGCUGUGUGUCCAAUACUUUAAGCAGAGAAAGUGGGUGUUACAAUGGGUUACAGCGCCCUCCCACUGCUUCCUCUUUACGUGUGUGUAUCUCACUGUGCUGCAAUGCCUUACUCACAUGAUACCUAGGGUGUACUUGCAAGUACAGAAUGUUCUGGUCUCAUGUCUCCAUGGUUACCAGAGCUUCACCCUUGAAGAGCCCCUACUGCAGCUCCUGCUGAUGCAGCCUUAGUGAAUUGAGAGCUGCAGAGGCCCGUACACUAUCAGAGAGAUAUCCAGUACUCUCCUUUCCCUUUCGUUGAAGACCUGAAACACAGUGGAUGUUGGGCCCACAGUUGGCAGCUGUGGUACUAGAAGCAUUACAGCAAAGAGGGCAUGUUUGUCUUUGGAGCAAACAUCUCACUGCCCCCUGCUCUUUGAAGUAACUAUAUCUGAGCCAGGAUGCUCUAUUUCAACCAUGGCCCUCAGAAUGAAUGCUUUUCUCCUGUGGGAAUAAUACUGCCUGCCUUUGAGGUCCCCCUCUCAGGCCUUUAGGUCUGCUGAUUUUACAUUUCUGUCACACAAGACUCCUUUCUGACUGACCUAUGCCAAGUGGGUGGGCAACCUUCAUGAUCUGGCUGUGUGUCCAUCUUUAAUUCAGUUUGCAGGGGGUGUUGUUGAGUUGACAACACAGCUACAUGGCUUUGAGCUUUUGUCUCCCUCCUUUUGCAUCUGGGAACAUGUAAAUCAAUGUGUCCAGUUAUUGUCUGUUUCAGUCAUUCGGCAGAUGUCUAUGCCCUGGCAAAUCGGCAGCUUUUUCACAUUCAGCCAGGAUCAUGGCAACAUCGUAAGCCAUUUCUAAAUAGGUAUCUGUGAGUCAUUUCUGUGCUGCAGCCACUUGGCCAUGGCUGCUCAGCUCUAUUCAGUUUAACCACUUCAGUGCACCAGCCUCUUCAGUGGCUCAUUCUUUUCCUCACUGUUUGGUCUCUGCAGCAUUUUGGCUUCUGGGAUUGUGGCGACCGGUUGCACAUGAAUGCAAGUUCUAUACCUGUCACGAAGUAAUGAUUAAAACCAGUGAAAAGGAACAUUUCCUUUUAAUAGUGGUGGGCUGUAUAACAGUUUUAACAUCCUCACCCUUGUCACUGUCUGCCAUAACAUGGAUUUCACAAUAUUGUCGUCACCACACGUGUUUUGGUUUUUGUACGCACGUUUUCUUGUGACAAUGAAGCUCAACUUCUUCUAAUGCCAGUAAGCCAAUGUAGCAGGCUAAAUCAGUGGCGUAGUGGAGUUAAUUGUGACCAGAAACAUUUAGAUCAAACUCGUCCCUUCCGUGAUGCACUUUCAUACUUCAGAGCAGAGUCAUGCCAAUCCAAAUACACUACUGCCCUCCUAUGAAUUACUGUCAUUUUCUAUAAGUGAACAUUAACGGUGGCUCAGCAAGUCAUAUCUCCAAGUUUGAUGUCAACAAGUAAUGGUGCUGUAGGGUGCUCACUUACUGCCAUUUCAAGGUGGGGUAUGUACAUCGCAGUUACGCCUUGCCUGCAAUAUGUAUUGGCCAAAGGUGUGAUGGUGGAUUAAGGUCAUUCUGCCUGUGACCCUCCCUUAGAAGUAGCAACCAAAGCAGAAUUGGUAGAAGGAGGAGACAAUGUGUCGCGUUGAAGUCUACAAUGUAGGACGGCACAGUUUGUGUGCAUAUUUGAGCACAUGCAUGUUGGGUUUUGUGUUAAUAAGCUCUUGCGCUCUUGCAACAACAUAAUAGGAUUUGUAACUCUGUGACACCAAUAUUAGGCCAUUUUGGGGUUAAGUGUGUAAGUACAAAGGCAUAAAGAUGGCAGAACUCUAUUCCUGCACUAUAGUGGAACUGCAGUGUGCAAGAGGCUUUAGUUGGAUCUGGUCUUUUUCCAGACAGGGAAAUACUCUGUAAAUGGAUAAGGAAGAGUCUGAUAGCAACUGCAGCUCAGCUGAAUCAACUACGACGACCCUGCUUUAAGUUGUUGAGGCAGUGGAAGCACUGUUGGAGCAGCUGAGUAACCCAUCUGCACUUGUAGCUAGAGAACAGGAAUAGCUAAUCAGAUUAAAAUGAACCUUAAACCAAGAAAAGGCCCUGUUCCAUUACUUUUGAGGUUGUUCAUGUUUCACUUUCAUUAUUACUGUAUUUUUCGGGCUAUAAGGCACACUUAAAAUCCUAAAAUUAUCUCUAAAAUUGACAGUGCGCCUCUUAAUCUAGCACGCCUUAUGUAUGAUUACUUGUUGUGCUUACUGACCAGUUUUAUGUGGUACAAUGCGCUCAGAAUCUCUGCUCAAUGGAUAUUUGGGAGAUAGCGAUAUGCUGUGUUGCUACCUGAUCGGCCCCAUAACAGGACCCCUAAGCAGUCCACAAGACUGCCUGACUGUAAUGCCUAAACAAAGAGUACAUUCAUGUAAGGGAGCCCCGGCCCGGAGUACGGGCUAGCAACAAUAAUAAACCAAUCAAUGCUUAAUGCCUUACAAUCUGGUGCGCUUUAUGUGUGAACAUAGACACGUUAAUUCACAGUGCGCCGUGUAAUACGGUGCGCCUUAUCACCCAAAAAAUACAGUACCCAUCACCAAAGAAGACUGCCUUUUGUCUCCCACGUGCUUUUUCUUUCCUUUUUUUAGAGUCCAAAGCUCAUGAAAGUCAGGACUUUAAAAAGUUAAUAACCAUUGAUUACAAACAAAUUGCUUUAAAUGUAAGUGUACAGUGAGGAAAAGGUGAGUGGAAUUGCAGUGGACUGGCAAAAGCAGUAUUAUAUAAAAAAAACACAGUUCUAUCAAUUAAGAUUAAAACAUGUUGCCAGUAGUCAUCAUGUAUGUGUUUAAAACAUCCAAAAAGCCAUAACAUUGCUGAUUCUCCAAUCUCAAGCAGGAUUUUGCGGUAUUCAUUUUCAUUGGUCUCUGUCUGGUAAUUCUGGCUUGGCUGCUGAGCAGCCUCCUGCCUGAGGGGAGGGGGGUAUGCAGUUCAGUUUGAGAGUAGGUUGGGAUCUAUCAUUAUGCAGGGGGCCCUAUCAAUGCACCUGCUGGUGUAAAUGUCAUUGAUGGUCAGUCAGUUUUCAAAGGUGAUAUUUUGUGCCAGCGCCACUGCUAUUGCAUUGACUCUGCCUGAGGCAGAACACCUGCUGUGCCUUGAGGAUCUUUUCUGCAUGCACCUUUAGAUGUUAGGACUGAGGUGGAUGAGCCUCUCUUAUUUUGAUGGCUAUGUUUUGGUCCACAAAAGGUCAGUAAUGUGCAUCCCCAUUUGAAGACCUUGACAGCUGCUGUUGAGGUUAGUGCCAUACGACAUGACAUCCCCCCGGUACACCAUCAGUGUCAUGCUUGACGGUGUCCAUUUUCAAAAAACUGCAACACUGCAGUGCAUCAGGCCUUGGCUGUCCAAUAUGAGUGGUUGUGCAUAAUGUAACUCCAUUUAUGCUCAGAGUGCCAAUGUGUCGGAUUAUGCUGGUUUAGUAGCCUUGCUUAUCAAGUGCAUGCCCACCUUACUCAUGGUUACAAUGAUUGCUGUGUAACAGUAAAUAAUAUUCGUACAGUAUUUCAUUUAUCAGUGAGAAAUAAGUGUCAAUUGUGAGACAACAUAUUUGCAAAACGAAUAGUUUCUAAUAUUAAAUCUAUUUUAAAGGUAUGGUUGACGAUCUGAGAAGCAGUUGACAAAAAUUGAGCCAUUUAGGCAGAUUUGAAAAAAGCUUCCCACCCCCACACACAAACCUCUCCCCUCAGUGCUCCUCGAUAACCCCCCCCCUGAACCUGUGCUCCACGAUAACUCCCCCUCAAACCCUUAUCGCCUUCCUCAAGACACACCCCCUCUGGCAGAGCAAGAAGCCGGCCGGCAGAAGAUCCUGCGCUAGCUUCAAAUAGGAUUCACCAUGUCGGAUUACUAGUGACUCGCAGCAGUAAGCGCCAGCUCUGCUAGAGAGCACUGUCUGCAGCUGCCUGGACAGCUACCGUGUUGACAUUGCAGAGACUGAUAAUAGUUAUGUAACAUGGGCCACAGUAAAAGGCAAAAUUUCCUGUUCAACAAAAACUCUUCUGUCUCGGCGUCUGUUUUCAGACCCAAAUCCUGGCGGAGCUUUCUCCACCACUUGAAGGGAUGACCCAAUGUUUAUGAAAGUUAGAUUCCUCGCUUGGUCACAUUUCCUCUUAGCACUUUUGGCGGUGGGGCAAGCAGAAGUGUUUUUUUUUUUUUGCCUCCUUCUCCAUCACAGCUCCUGUAGCUAAGCUGCUAUGCUACUUUUAGCUGCUCAGAGCUCCAAGGAUGGCCUGGAGAGUGGAAGGGGAUGAGUUGGAACUACAGGAGAGGGGUGCAUCGAAUACAGCAAGGUGAUUGGAUGGAAGCUGCCCAGGACGGAUGUGCUCCCAUUGGUCAAUGUUUUUGCAGCCCUGCACCUGCUAGGGUGAACAGAUUUUUUCCAUUCUUUUUUUCUCUUCACUUUGUGGAGAUCGCACUAUAGGACCAUGAGCACCAUAUAAGGUUCAUAAUAAUUACCAAUCUCUCCAAUCAUCAACCAUGCCCUAAAGAUUACAUGGCUGAAAUCUAGGGCAGAUGAUGCAGCAUUCACUGUGGCAUUCACUCCGCCAGCUGUUGUGUAUCUGAUUGAUAGGUCACUGCAUGUCUCCUUGAAAGCAGCAAUCUUGUAAACAUGAACAAGGAAGCCAAGCAGAACGCAUGCAUUAUUCGAGGGAAGCUGCUCAUAAAUCAUUCUAAAUUAAGUUUUGACAAUGGUCAAAAACAAAAACAAAAACAAUGUGAUAAACCUUGACACCGUCACAAUCCUAAAAAAAAAAAAAAACAAAUCUAAAUUUUUGGUAUACUGUCCAUCAUUUUUUUUUUGGCCCUUUUUUCCCAAAAUCAGCUUGUGUCUUUUUGACAUUAAUAUUGGGUUGUUUGCACUACACAAGGCUGCCAGAUGUUCCACCUCCUCCCUUUAAGGUGGGGUAGGCAGGAUUCCGUUAAAGAAGCAUCUUUUUUGUGGUGUAUAUACAAAAAAGUUUUUAGUAUCAGUCAACAGUCAUAGGCAGACGUUGCUCCUUCGUGUCAUUCACGAGCCCAAACAAAGUUAGCGUGCAAAGUUAGCGAAAGUAUAGAAAAUUGUCUGAAUCCUCCUUUGGCCACUACUGCCAACACAAGCAAGAAGCCGGGUCAACAUCAAUGAAGCAUAAAUGCUUCGGGGACACUCUGGAUCUUACGGACCCUGUAUGCAACCUUUCUGCUGGACAAGUAAACCGCUUUAACGAAGUUAAACAAGUGUCUGUAACAGAAGUGUUUCUCAUCAAACAGGACCUGCUGUAAGGUGACCAGAUGUCCCCAGAUUUCCAGGGACAGUCCCCGAAUUGGAUGACCUGUCCCCAGCAAAAGCUGUCCCAGAAAAUGUCCCUGAUUUAAGCGUUUCAUGAAUGAGAACAAAAAUGUUGCGUGAAGGCUAGAACAAUAGUUGUUUAUGGGAGCCAAAUGUGUAGGAAGCAGUCCUGAACAACACUUUUUACAGGAUACGGGGGUUAUUACAAGGGGUGUGCGCUGCUACUAAAUAGUACCGAGAUGUUGUCUGUAAUUACGCAGCCCCCGGAUUUCAUUUCAGAAAUCUGGUCACCUUAACCUGCUGUGUGUUGAAGCUCCGCUAAACUGUUUAGCUCGUGUCCUGUAGUAUGUCACUUCAUGCUAGUUUUAGUCCUAAGUUUAGUUUUAAGUUCUGCAAACGUUGUGUUUGCUGGUAGACUAUUGGCAUCUACAGUAGCACCAAUGCUUUUUACUUUAACGUUGACUGGGCCCCAUUUAUAAUUAUCUGCAUUAUAUCUGAAUCUAGUUGAAACGAUACGAGCGAGCAGGAGUGUCUGUUUGUGGGCGGGGCUUGCUGGAACCAGAGAGGGAGGGGAGAGGAGGAGCUGAGGGGACACUGGUUGGGAGGGGUAGUGCUUACAUUCAAGGUUUCUUCCAAAAACUGGCACUUCCUCAGAUCCUGUCUACCCCACCUUUGAGUCUAAUUCGUCAUCCAGCACUUUACAUGCACUUAAAAAUGUAUUUAUUGCACUAGUCAGACUGAAACUGGACUAAAUAAAACUCUUCAUAGUCGGACUAACUUACCUGGAUAGUUGGUUGAAGAUCAAUUUUGUUUGUCAUAUAGCUCAGUCAAAAAGAAACUGUUGCCCAUGCUUUUGUGUUUGCACACCAGGCUCUGAGCUAGUGGUUGAAAAGCAUGGAGGAGGUAGUGAACAAAACCUUGACAGAUGAAGAAAGGAUAUGAAAAAGAUGAAACUGUUCAAACAAACAGCAUAGAGCUUUAGAAGAGACAUUCCGUUAGCUUCUUGCUAACUAGUUUUGCUAGCUGUUUUGAUAUGGAACACAUCAACUAGGAGAAGAUCAGAAAGUAACAAAUUGAAAAGGGUCAUUUCCCCACCUACCCUGGCAGAGGCAAACAUGCUUCUGACAAUAAUUUGAUUCCUGCCCAGUGGAUGUAUACUGGGACUCUUAACGCCCCACCCUAAGGUGGCCCUAUGGGGCUAACAACUAUCCUCAUCUUUUAACCCACUGAGUUAACAAAACACCUUCAAAAGUUUAACAAGUGAUUUAUUGUGACAACAUAACACAAUUACGAACUAAACACAAAGAACCCUCAACACAAAUGAGAGUCAGCAGGGGAGCAGUUCCCCACCAAAUGCCUCUCCAGACUGCAGGCAGCUCUUGGUCUUUAAAGUCCAAGCACCAGGAGAGUCUGAUUGUCACUCAGUGACUUCACCUGGGCAGCUAUGGGGAGACAAAAUAGCUGAGCAGAUAAGGAAAUAAUCGUUCACUUUGUUAUACAAGCAUGAAAUUUGGUACAUAUACUCUUCAAACCCCACUCUUUUCAAAAAUAACGUUAGCCAUGCAAAAUUCCAAGAUGGCGGCCCCAAAAUCCAAGAUGUCCGCCCCAAAAUGUGGUUUUUCCUUUACAACUCAAAAUGCCUUGAUUUUAAGCCCCAUACAUAUAUUGAAGUUGAAUAUAAAGUUGUGUAUUGCGGACAUUUUGGUACCUAGUACAUCUCUGUAUCCAUUACGGUUCUUGAGAUACAGCAUACAGAUACUUGUACAGAAUUGGCAGAGUAAGAAAUUUGUAACACCGAUUGUUGUUACAUGCAUAAUAUGGUUAUAUGAAAAUAUCAUUUCCAUUAUCUGUUAUUUUCAUUAGGGUCAUAACAUGAAAUUCAAAAACCAAGAUGGUGUCCAAGAUGGCUGCCAUUGCCUUGAAGUAAUCAUGAAUUCAGCAGAGAUGAAUCAUGAAUUCAGAAGAAUGAAACUUGUCAUAAAAAGUUAAAAAUUAGGCAUUUUGUGACAAUUUUCUGAUUUUUGUUAUGGUGUUAGGUAUGUGUAUAAGGUUUUAAAAAACCAACGCAAACGAUAUGGGUGCGCCCCCUAGUGGUUUGUUUGCCCAGAAUCCAAAAUUCAACACCUCAGUUUGAAACCCAAAGUAAAUGAUAGAAGAGAUUUUUCAAUGGAUUCUGUUACUAUUGGGUAUGGGAGGUGGGGGGGGGGGACUACUCUCUGGCUACUUGCGGGGGAGGCCACGUGGAGUCUGUCUUUAUCCCCAUCCCACCCCACCCCCACCCCCCUUUUUUUUUUUUUUUUUUGGGCUCUUUUUAAAUAAAUCUCUUCUAUCACUUGUUUUGGGUUUCAACCAUAUACUAAACUAUCUAACAUUAAAUACCAUGCAAACCGACCACUAGGGGAUGCACUCAACUCGUUUGCUGUGUUUUUUAAAAACCUUAUACCUAUACCUAACUCUAUACUAAAAUUCAGAAGUUUACAAAAUUCCCUAAUUUUUCCAGAUCCCAUCUAAGCUAAGUACAGAAUUUAGACGUUGAUAAAAGCAGGUAUUUUAGUACCAUGUGCAUCUAUUACAGUUUGUAAGAUACAGCAUACUUACUGUGAGUUACACCUCACAGUUUCAACUGCACAGAGCUGUACACAUGAGACCCAAUUUGUAGCACUUGCACCUGCCACAACAGCCAGAUUUACAGCCACAUUUGGUGAGCUGUUCGCAUGUCUUGACUAUCGGAGAGUUGGCUGUCCAGAAGACCUGCCAUUCCUCACCAACCUUUUGCCAUCCCCAGUCUGCAGAGUCCUUUGCUUCUGGCUGACACUGGGUUGCCUGGGCCCACACACAACCAGCCUGAUAGGCAGCACGCCUGGUGUGUUGGAGUAGAGCUACUCUGGUUGGUGGGAUAGACCCAUAGGGCCUCUGCUUUCUGGCAAACAAGUCAAGCCUGGCCUCAUCCACAGUAGCAGCUGUGCUGGAUCUGUCAUACAUGAGAAUGACAAACUUCUCAAGCACCUCUGUGUCACAGUCCUCCACUGUGGGAGGGUAAAUACCCAGUUUGGCGAAUACAGGCAAGGAUUCUGGACAUAUGUCCCAUGUAUGCCAAGCCAUUUUUUUGCCUUUGUUGCGGAAGGCAGACACAGUGUCACAUCCUGUAAAGGCAUGGAAGAAGAGCAUGCCUUUGACCUUCUCCUGGUCAACAUGCUGAAAUAUGUCAUGCACACUGAUCCAGCGCAGAGUCUGACCUUGCCCAAAUGCAAGCCACAUAUGCUGUAGGCCAGCCUCUUGGAGACCGCUGAAUACACUUAUUGCUAAGAUCAGAACAUCUGUGUCAUUUGCCUUGAUCAUGAUGGAUUGGCUACCAGUUUCAUAUUUGGCGUGCACAAAGAUGCGGCUGUCCGCUUCCUCGUGAGAGCAUUUAUCCAGUCCGUCAAGAUCAGUUGCAUGAGUGCUGAGGACAGCAGGUCCCUUUGUGACGACAUUUGUGCAACCUUGUCGGCAAGGGUGGAACAACUCUGUUUUGUUGUCAUUGUGCCUCAGGAAGUUAUGUCAGUUAGAUAGCAUGGUGUUCUUAUUUAUUACCUUGUGUCUUCCUCCCUCACCACAUUUGGACCUGGUCUCAGCUUUAAGGCUUGAUGGGUUUUUCACAUCAAAGACCAGAUGUGUCAUUGUGUACUUGCUGGAGUACAUGUAGAUCACAGGUAGGAAGUUGAGAACUGUAUAGUCCUCAAAAGUCUUGGAUCCUUUUGGUGGCAGGGCGUGGUCCAAAGCUGACCCAUCUACAAUGAGAACGUCUGCCUCAGGUUCCUUGUCAACUGGUGGGACAUAAUUCUCAAGGAUAGGGGUCAGCUGAGACUUCAGUGUACAAUUUUCCAGCUUUGCUCAAUGCAACAGGGAAGGACUGGUUCUCAUGCUGAAAGAACUCCUGGAGGUCAUGCUGAGUUACAGAGCAGUGAUAUCACCAGUGUGCCCUGGUUGUGUGCCGAUAUUCACUCUAUUACAUCUGCAAGCUUGUACUGUAUAAACGUCUAAAUUCUGUACUGCAAUGGCCCCAUUGCAUGCAUAGACCAAAAAUAUGUGUAUGCCAAAAGUAAAUGUUUCAUAGUCACUAAGAUUGGAUUACUUCAAGGCAAUGGCAGCCAUCUUGGACACCAUCUUGUUUUUCAAAUUUAAUGUUAUAAGCCUCAUGAAAAUAAUAGAUAAUGGAAAUGAUAUUUUCAUAUAACCAUAUGCACGUAACAACAAUCGGUGUUACAAAUUUCUCAGUCUUCCAAUUCUGUACAAGUAUCUAUAUGCUGUAUCUCAAGAACCGUAAUGGAUACAGAAAUGUACUAGGUACCAAAAUGUCUGCAAUACACAACUUUAUAUUCAACUUCAAUAUAUGUAUGGGGCUUAAAAUCAAGGCAUUUAGAGUUAUAAAGGAAAAACCACAUUUUUGGGGCAGACAUCUUGAAUUUUGGGGCCGCCAUCUUAGAAUUUUGCGUGGCUAACGUUAUUUUUGAAAAGAGUGGGGUUUGACGAGUAUAUGUACCAAAUUUCAUGCUUGUAUAACAAAGUGAACGAUUCGGGCUAUAUUAUGCAUUUGUCUGCUCUACUAAAAGGGGAAAAACACACACAAAACAAACACACAGUUGUAACAGGGACAGAUGGCUGUAAUUCAAAUGAACUGUUGAUCUGGUGAUUGUGGGAACCACUGCUGUGUAUUUUUUAAAGGGAGAGCCAAAGUCUUGGAAAAACAGUCUGGUGUGUGAGUCUUCGCACGCCAGAAGGAGUCGGAGCCAGGCGGACCAUAGAUUUCAUUGAAUAGUGAGGCAGUUCUUCUUGUAUGUGUACUGAUGAAGGUUUAUGUUAUCAAUUUAUGGUUCUUUGCGUAGGCCACAACCAACCACUCAGAACACUUCAUGACUACUGGGCUAAAGACUACCAGUUGACAUUCGUCCAGUAAAACAUUGCUAGAGUAUUUUGGUCAAGAACAAUAAUGGCAGUUUUAGGGCAUGAUGGUAUGAUUGCCUGGAACAGGAAACUGUUCAAGAUGUGUGUCCGUUCCUCUGCAAGCUCAUGUGGACAGUCUAUCAGGACUUGGCCCAUGGUGUUAUCCUGGCCUGCAGCCUUAAGCCGUGUUCAGACCAAACGCGUCCAGGUCGCGUCGCGUUGGUCGGUCACGUCGCGUGGCGCCCUGGUGUGUUCACAACGGGUCCAAAGCUGUGGUCGCAGGACGCGGCUGGUCGCCGCUGACCCGCUUCUCCCACCUUCCUUCUCCCUCCUUUUCUCCCUCAUAUAUACAUCCCGCAGCCCCUUCCAGUGCUUGCGGCACACACACGUUGAAACAUGUAGCCUAGCAAGCAGGGGAAGUUUGCUAUGUUUUCAGAAAAUAGUCUGCUCACUGAAAUAAAUAAACAAACGACAAGAAAGCCCAAAAUCAUGGGCCACCUUCGCCCAUGCCUCCUCCUUGGAGGUGCGGUCCCGGUAAAACGCGCACCCCACGUCGUACAGGACCGGGUGAUAACUCACGGCAGUGAUAAACUGCUCCUCCGUUGUGAUUCUUCUUCUCCUCCUCCUUGCUUCGCCGGUUUGUUGACGUCAGCAGAGCCCUGAUUGGCUGUCGCGGCACGGAGUCGCGGAUAGUCGCUCCCAAAGUUCAAAUAUUUGAACUUUGGGAGCGACGCGACCUCGGCGACGCGACUUGGCGACCUGGUCGCCAAGUCGCGUCAGGUCGCGUCUCAGGCAGCCGGCGGUCGCCAAGUCGCGUCAGGUUGCGGCUGUCCAUAGACUUUGCAUUGGGAGCCGUUGCUGACGUCGCCGGGGUCGCGUUUGGUCUGAACACCCCUUUAGAGGUAAUACGUUUCUGCAAGGACCUCCUCAAACCUUUGGCAUACCCACAGAGGCUAGAGUUAUACUUACUGUUAAGUAAUACAGCAGGGGCAGUGUAGAGAAGCCGGUGAGACAGAAUCAGAAGUAGUAGGAAAAACAAACAACCAGUUUGCCUUUUGCUAACUUUUUUUUUGCUUGUUUUGGUAUGGGAUGUAAAAAAUGUUCCAGUAGUAACAAGCUAAAAGGAGGAAUAUAAUCAUAUAAGAGAGUGGAGGAAGACACAGUUUCAUCUUUAAAUCGAUUCCUGCCAUAUGGCCAUAUACCAAAUUGACUAAUCAAGCUUUAACUAUGCUCCCACUCGGCUGGACAUGUAAAGAUUUUUACUGCACUUGGAACAGCCAAUGAUUGUGGAGGCAAAGGCGCAUGGUCAGCUUCAGUUGUGACAGUAGCCCACCAUGCUCUGCAGUUGGCCUGUUAAUAUCCUGGACCAGGUUAUUCCGUUUUGCAGUUUCUGCAAUAGACGUAAUGGUAAUGCCAAAGACUGACGCAAGAUUAGCAGCAACUCUAAUGUACUGGAGGGGAAACCAAAUUACAUGGUAGAACAACCUAUAUGUGAAAAUAUCAAAUUACCUCCCUAGCUCGAUCUACGACUCCACUGAACCUCUUUCUGUGAGAUUAAAAAAAAAAAGAACAAGUUUUAACUUCGAAAAAUAAAAUUAUAUUAAGGGUAUGGCUCCUGGUGGACUGUGGUUGUCAACUGAUCUCUACUCACUUGCAUCUCCACACAAGGAAUCCUUGCAUGAGAAAGUGGGACCCAAAUUGCCUCCUACUGUCAGUACCCUGUAUAUUUGUUCAUUGCCUUUUCGUGCGUGCAUGGUUGUUAAGAAUUAUGGACCAAGGUAUAGUGGGUUAACUUCAGGCUGGAGUGAACAAAAUUCAUUACUUCAUGGACAGAGGUCUUCAUGUACUGGCAGAAGUAAUUUUCUUUUAUGCUUUUUUUUUCUGCUUAAACAAAAUGAAAAGGUUCUUGACUAAAAGAAAUUUCCUGUCCAUUUCACAGGGAGCUGGUUAUGGUGUCCUUGAGGAUUUAAAUGCCAGCAGUCUUCAUAACACCAGGUAUGUUUUUUAAAUAACAUAUAAUGGUUGUUUAUACUCUCAUUUUUGUCUGCAAGAAAUAUUAUUUAAAAGGAAAGUUUAUAUGGGAAUCUUUAAAGGACUUUGGAAAAUUAAGAUCUGAUGUGCAAGUCAUUUAUUACUAUAAUUUUAGCAAGGAAAGAAGUCAGAUAAGCAAAGUACUAACAUUCCUAAACUAAUGCAAGUAUGCUAAAUGCAAUAAUUUCUUCUGUCCAUACUGUCCCAACUGGUGUUAAAAUGUAAAAGGACUGCCUUUGCCAAGGUAAACCUGUAUGCAAAAUGGAAUGAUAAGGCAGAACUAAAGCAAUGAGCAGUCAUGCAUAAAAGAAAUGAAAGAUCCUGUAUUGGUAUGCGGUUUGCUUUAAAUAGUGGAGAUACUUGAAGAACAGUCUUAUCAGUCCUGUCCAAGCAACAGAUUUGUGGAAUUAAAGGGUUUUUAGAAGUCUUAAAACUUAGUGACUUAGUGCAACGGUUACUUGCAACUACUGUAGUCAACAGUGUGAGACCUGUGGGGUUCCUUCAAGUGAAUUUGUGCUAUUGCCAAUUUGCUUUUGGGGAGAUAAUGUAUUCACUUUGCAAAAGCAAAAUUAAUUCAUAUUUAUCUCUAGGUUUCCAUUCGGAUGUAACCUACGUGGUUUUGGAUAGAUCUUGCUACAGGAAAAGGUCAGCAAUUUGAUGUAUUCUUAUUGUGGGGUUUUUUUGUAUGAUAGUGUUUGUUUUUUUUAAUAUUUUUUAUUGUUAAUUCUAUGCUUCUAUGUUUUUUUAGGGUUGUAUGAAAUAAGUUCGUGAUUUGAGUCUUUGCAAAGAAUGGCUCAUGGAUGGGAUUCAUACUUCCAUAAUCCCCCAGAUUUAACAUCAGACCCCAGCACUUUCAGACGGACAUCAGAGUCAGAAACAAGCACUUCUGAGCAUCUAGAGAGCUUAAUCGGACAUCAUGAUUUCUCUAGCACUGUUGCUUCACAUGAAGCCACUGCAACGAACUCAAACUUUAACACAAAUUACUACUCAAAUCCCAGUGUUGGAAAUUCAAGUUCAGACUGUGUUUAUGAGAGGUUCUAUAAAGAAACUCAGUGGCAAGUUGAUGGACAAAUGGAAAAAAAAUACUUGCCAAAUAGUGAAAUCUCAGAUUUUGCCACAGAUGCACUGUCAGCCGCUGUGUCUUUUCCUUCAUCUUUUGGGACAGACAUACAAGGAAUAAACCAGGACUGUGGGGCGCUAGCUGCAUCAUUUUUUGAGAACUACUCAGAUGUCAGUAGCUGCUCAGAUGCAGAUGUCAGUGAAACAAGGCCUUCCUGUAAAUUUGCUGCAAGUAGUUUAGUUCCAAAACCUAAAAUUGGAGUGGCUGCUAAACACAGUUCAUCAGAAUGGACACUCCCUCAACCUGGAAACAUGAAUUUACUCAGUGAGAGUCAAUGCCCUGACAUGUCGGAGUCUACUGUCAGUUUGCAAAGUCCUUCAAAUGUGAAAAUAGGGGAACACUUUGUUCAAAGUGCACAUGACAAGAUAAGUAAUCUGAACAAGACACCAGAAUGUGAAAUGGAAGAUCAUCCCUUUACAACAUCUGACAUUGUGAGAACAACGGAUAGAAAAAAUGUAGAGGAUGGAAAAAACGAUGCUGAUGGCCCAGUUCAGAAACAAAUAAAUGAAACUGGAACAAAACAGGGAGAAUCAUCCAACAUUCAGAUAAGUGUCCCUGAAAAACUCUACCAAGAAAAUGAGGGCUUUGAUAAGUCCAACUCCAUGAGUGGUCAAGCUGAAGGCAUGAUGGAGGAUCAGCUAGAUGAAAGUGAAAUGUUGAAAGUAGGAGAAAAAAGUGAUUCAUUAGAAAAUAAGAUUUUUGAUGAUCAGUCUUCCUCAACUCCGAGCUCCACAAAUGCUCAAGAUGAAAACAUGGAGAACAACUGUCAGGAGACAGAAAGUGACACAAAUACCUUCCAGUCUUCAGACCCACCAGACAGUAAAGUCUCUGAUUCCAAAAAAGGUACUGGUGAAGUUGGGGAAUGCUCUAGUCCCUCUAGUAACAGUCAUGAACACUGUUCACAGAUUCCUGAGCCUCAGUCUUGCAAAAGUAUGGCAGGGGAUGAUGACUGCAAGAGCUUUCCAGUCGUGAAAUGUGAUCAUUCUAGCCAUACAAGUGACAAGGAUGAAACAAGCAUUGACAGUCAAUCAGGAAUUUCCCCACAGCCUUGUAGUCCCAGUACAGGGGUAAAUUCCAGUCAAGACAAUGGACAGACAAGUGAGGCAGAUACCACAAAUACUGCUCCAUCUGUAGAUCCAAAUCAAACUGGUCCUGGUAUACUUUGUGAAAGUCCAUCUAUUGAUACUUGUGACAAGUCAAUGUCCAGUGUUACGGAUGACAUGGAAGCUAGCAUACAGUCAAACAAUUCAUGGACAGAAAUGCAACCAUGUCUUGAAGAGGAAAGGACAAGUGCAACAAAGGACACAUAUUCAACUUCUUGUCCUACUCAGCAUCGGUCACUCUGUCAAACUCCAGAGGCCCUUGAACCAGAAAGUUGUAGUGGCAAUGUAGCUGAAAAUUCAAGAGAAUCAUUCCAGGAGUUGGAUGCACCUAUGGAAAAUUCUUCAGAACCUGAGAUGUUGUAUGGUGAACCCCUUUCAAGAGAGGAAUCUUCUUGUGACACUGAUGAAACAAAACUUGACAUCAGUCAGAACGGAGACUCAUCUCAAGCUAGACCUGACGAUAACACCAUGGAUUAUUCAGAAGGACAAGAACAUCAUCUGAUAUCCUCUACACAAAUAAUGAAACUUUUGCAGCCUGUUGUUCUAAUGAAGACCAAGGAGUCAAUAAAUGGGAAAAUGAACUCAUUUCAUUGUGCAAAUUGCCCACACACAACCCCAAAUGUGGAUCAUGUAAUUGAACACCAACAUUUAUGUCAUUUAGAGCACAACUUUCAGUUUUGUGAGGCUUGCAACCUUUACCUGAUGAGCGAUGAAGAAAUCAAGAAACACAUGAAUGGUAAAACCAACAGAACAGUUAAAAGCUCUCAACCCUCCUCUGAUUCUGGAUCACAGAAGAAAAAGAAAAAACAAAGCAAGCAUAAAUGCACUAAGUGCUCGCUCAGAUUUUCCAAACGAUACCAGUUUAUUGCACAUAUGCGGAUUCACACCGGCAAAACACCUUUUCACUGUGAUGCAUGUGGCUUUUAUUUUUCACAGUCUGGUUCUCUACGAAGACACAAAAUUACUGAGGGGAGGUGCAAGAAGCCUGUUGAAACUUCAAAGUCUGAUAUCACUGAAGCUAAAUCCUCACCUCAGAAGACCUCAGUACAGAGUGAGUCAUCUGCAGGGCUACCUGAAUGUUUCGUCAAGCUUGUGGACAUCUUAAAAACUAAUCAGUGCAACCUGUAUGGCAAAACCUUCUUAACUCCAAAGAAGGCCAAAGAGCAGUUAUAUGACAAACCCAAGAGAAAGACAGUUGCAGUUUCAAGACUCAACAGUGAGAAAAGCCAAGUUGGAAAGGAGACGAGCAUUCAAUUCAAAUGUCCUCUCUGCCCACGGGUUUUCAUGUACUCGUACAACAGGGCUAAACAUUUACGUUUUUGUGUCAAGCAGACAGUAUUUGGUGGCAAGGGAAAAGUUAAUGGCAAAUUUCAAUGUCCCUUGUGCUAUGCGACCUUCACUCUAUCUUCCAACCGUUAUAGACAUCUAAACUCAUUUUGUCUUAAACUUUUCAUAAGCAAGCUUGGAAGAAUGAGUUCUAUGUCCAGACAGAACUUUGAACAGGUAAAAACCCAGGAGAGUGUACAAAUAGGACGGUCAAAGGAAGAGAAGAAAAUGCAAACAAAAGAAAGUGAGCCAAAAAAACAAACGCCCCCACCUCCAACAGUCCGGGCUCAACCCCGUUACAAAUGUAACCUCUGUCCAGCAGUCUUUUUCGAUGCUUCUGGAAAGUACAGACACAUGAAGAAGCAUGAGUUGUACAAACACACUGGAAAAGUUAUUAGGUACAGAAAUUCCGUUUUCUCGAUCAUGUCCAAACCAGCAAGUUUAAGCCCCCCAAAGACUGAAGACAGUAACAACAACCUUGAAUCAACUGAAGCAGAGACCAACCCCUCCCUGAGCUGUCGUUUUUGUGGCAAAUGUUUCAGCACAACGCAAUCACUGACGAAACACCAGAGCUACCACAAAGGCGAUCGACCAUACAGCUGUCUGCAGUGUGGAAAAAAAUUCAAGAGGCACGCCCAUCUGAUUGGCCAUAAGGUUACUCACCAGAGAAGGAUACAGUGCACUGUCUGCAGAAAGAUUCUCCCAAGUAUUGGAGAACUGAUUCAGCACAGAAGCUCUCAUUUAAAAAGAGGAAUGCUGAAAUGCCCCGACUGCGACAUGGAGUUUGAGUAUCCUGCCUAUCUCCUCAAGCACCUGAACACCCACAAAAAAGCAGAAGAAAAGUCACCUCAGCUUAAAAAAAAACAGUCCAUAAACACACAGCAGUCCUCCGAACCUGUGAAAGAAGAUAGUGGACCAAAGCAGCAGCAGUGCUCUCUUUGCAGAAAGGUGUUUGCAGAUGCAGGCAUGCUAAGAAAACACUGUCUGACUCAUAUAUCGGGCUCUUCAAAUCAGUGUCCAUUUUGCAAGAAUCAUUUUGGAAAUCGACGCUAUUUGCUACGACACUUGGUCAUGCAUACUGGUGAUAAGCCCCUUUCUUGCAGUUACUGUGGGAAACAGUUUUACCGGGAUGUUUACCUUAACCUUCAUCUAAAGAAGUGUUUGGUGGCUACUUACAGAUGCCAGGAAACAGCGAAACCUGACACCAAAACCAGGUGGACUCUGAAGUGCUCCUAUUGUCCUCGGUUGUUUAGGGACAAAGCCCGCCAGCUGGCUCAUCACAGUGGACACAUUGCAAAUGCCUUGGUUGUAUGCUCAAAAUGUAAGACCUACUUUGGAGCCAAAAGACUGACACUACAUCAGAGGGUAUGUGAUGGCACAUCAGGGCACAGUGCUGGUUCAUCUCUUAUUGCCAGUCCAAGUAAAAGCACCUCACAGUUAUCAGAGAACAUCCAGGGGAGCUCUGUCCAAUUCACUGAAACCAAGAAACCCCUGUACAAAUGCUCCUAUUGUACACAGAGUUACAGGUUCAGGUCCCUACUCUUAAGACAUCUUGUUUCACAUACCGGUGUGCAGCCCUAUGCAUGUUCACACUGCGGCAAGCGGUUUGUAAGUCAAAUAAAGUGUUCACAACAUGAAUCCGUAUGUGAUGAUGCCCACAAAAAGGUGGAGUGCCCUGACAAAAGUGGUGCAGCAACACAAUUAUCAAAUAUGCCCUCUGUAGAAGAGACAGCACAGAAGUCCCAAUCAGGAGUUGAAUCUGAAUUCAAGUGCAAGUUUUGCACCAAGACCUUCAUGAAACCACGCAACCUGAGACGUCACAUUUUGACGCACAAUGAAGUAAAGCCAUAUCGCUGUAGAGCCUGCGACAACUGCUUCUCGAGGUAUGAUCAUUUAAAAGUGCAUCAAGUUCGCUGUCGAGAGAAAAAGCAGCGUUUGCAAGUGUGUAUUCCCAAAAUCAGCCUAAAUGAUGUUGGCAAGGGCUGGCAAAGUAAGCUUGGCAAUGAUUCGGCUGAAAAACAGGCAAUUUUUGAAUGCACAGUCUGUUCAAGGAGCUUUCCAACUCAGAUGAAACUAGCACGACACAACACUUUGUACCAUUUUGAAAAACCAUUUAAGUGUCAUAAGUGUGGCUCAGCAUUCUCCCAUGCAAAAACCCUGAAAAGUCAUAGGAAGAUGAGAAAGUGUAGAAAGGUCUUGAAAGCAGCAGCAUCAACUUCUCUACCAUCAGGCAGCAACUCAUCCACCAGAGAUUCAGUGAAACCCCAGCUUGAGUUGCAAAAUAGGGUCCUACAGACAAUCAGGCCACAUUUUAAUAAAAGAAACAGACAUUUGUGCAGCUAUUGUCCCCGUGAUUUUAAAAGCAUCGGGCAGUUAAUCGUGCACACUCGCCUGCACACAGGAGAGAAACCGCACGCCUGUGAGUAUUGUGGUAUGAGAUUUAUACGGAGAGAUUAUGUGAAGCGUCAUUAUCCAAAGUGCAGUAAGAAACAAACUAAAGUCCUCUGUGAUGGUUGUGGAGGAUUUUUCCCUCGUGCCAAGCUUGAAAAUCACAAAAAGGGUUGCACUUCACGACCAAGUUCAUCAGAGGCAACAGCCAGCCAAACCCAGCAACCAACCUCCAAAAGCCCACCAAAAGGCUUUUCCUGUGCUUACUGCAGUUCCCGAUUUCUGCUGUUUUCGCAGCUCCAGGAGCAUUUUCUGACUGCACAUAAGGUGGAAACAAUGGUACCCCCAGUGAGCACAGCUCCCCUACAAUACCAUCUGUCAAAUAUUCCAAAAAUAAAGGAAAACUCUGAGGAUGAGAGGGGUGGCAGUGCUCAUGUUAUCUGUAAACUAGGUACAGCUCUAGACAUGGAGGUGCCUGACCAUUAUACCUGUGAAGAGUGUGGUCUCUCCUUUUAUCACAAAAAUGGGCUUGCUUCUCAUCAGCGUGUACACAAAACAGAGCAUCCUUACAACUGCAAUAGGUGCAAAAGAGGCUUCUGGAAUAAAAAUCUGUAUCGCAGUCAUUACAGAAAGUGUAGAAUGCCACGGGUUUCAGAUAGCAGUACAGUUUUACAGCUGGAGGCUCCGCUGAAAGUAGAGCCUGAUUUUGUAAUGGAUGAAUCUGCGGUAGUGUUGGGAGGUGGCACCAAAUCAGCUGAUAUUGGGCUUUUGCAGACAAACCCCUCCUACCAAGAGAACUCAAUGGAUGACCCCCAGGUGGAUUCAGAAGUGAACAGGCAGCAAAGCACACCAAGUAAAGAAAAGAAAACUGUGCUGUACCAGUGUUCAGAAUGUGAUCAGAGCUUCUCAGAUGGUUUAAUGCUCAUCAGUCACCUAGAAGAUCAUGGGAGACAGGAACAAGAGAAAAAGCGCAAUGUUUGUCCUUACUGUGGGAAGGUGUACUCAAAUCAAGGAAAUCUUAAUAAGCAUAAGAAGAUCCAUCAUGCCGAUUGUCAGAAUUAUCCUUGUCCUGACUGCACCAUGACCUUUGACUCUCAGUCUGAGCUUGAAAUUCACAGAAAAAGUCAUGAGCCAAGUAGACCAUAUUCAUGCAAACUGUGCAAUCAAGGGUUUUGGACAAGACCAUCCUUGUGCAGUCAUUACGGCGAAGCCCACCCGGAUGAUGUUUAUCAUUGCCGUUUCUGUAGCAAGGCCUAUGCUCUCAAAAAAUCGCUGUCAAGACAUUACAAAGCAAGGCAUCAGAACGAGCUUAAGGAUAACGAAAGACAAAUGCAGGACAAAAGCAGCAAUGAGAAACAAUCCAGCAGUCAGCUCAGCUCUGCUGAAAGUGAUCGGGAUGAAAACCACAGCAGUGGGGACAGCGACUCAGACUCUGCCCCAUACUUUCCAUGCCAUGUGUGUGGGAAAACUUUCCCAACAUCAGAAAGUCUGGAGGAUCAUCAGCGCUGCCACCUUGGUGAAAAGCCACAUGAAUGUGAGGAGUGCGGUAAAUGCUUUUAUCAGGCAUCCCAAUUACAGCAGCAUCUACGAAUGCACAAGUCUGAAUUUCAGUGUCAGUUAUGUGGAAGGGGUUUUGUGUCUCUCUUUGCUCUGCGUAAACAUAAGCACUCCCAUGGCAAGAGCCGUCCAUACCGCUGCUCAAAGUGCUACCUGAGUUUCACAGGACUCGCACAGUUGGCAGAACACACGCUCACCCAUCGUGAAGAGAGCUUCCCAUGUGAUAUAUGCGAUCGUGUAUUUCCAUCCAAGAGUAGUAGAGUUGAACAUCGAAAAAGCCACUCCAGGUCAGGAGAGCUUCAGCCACCUUUGAUCUCAAGAGAGGAGAAUGAACAGACUGUGCCAUUUGAGCUUAAAUAUCGCUGUGGUGUCUGUAAUGAGCGUUUCAGAGACCCUGAGGAACUCUCAGAGCAUGGUUGCAUUGCAGCCAAAGAACGACAAUACCCAUGUGCGGACUGCAAUAAACAUUUUCUCCAUGCAUCUCACCUGAAAAAGCACAGGAUCAUCCAUGAAAUAUCAUGGUCUCACAGUGAAUAUCCUUGUAAUUAUUGCAACAGUAGUUUUUCUUCAUCCCAGGAAUUCCUCACCCAUGCUAAGAGCCAUAUCAAUUCUGAGGGGCAGAGUGAUGACAAUACCCAAGAGAAAGAUGGGGAUCCUAGUCAAGGUUUCUUAUGCCCAGUUUGUCACCAGUGUUUCGCCAGUGCAGCAGAGCUGAUCUUUCAUUUUCCCGUGCAUCCUGAUGGUGCAUUUGAAUGCAAAAUUUGUAAAAUAUCGUUCCCCUCUGAGAGAAAGCUCAAAGACCAUGAGCACUGUCAUCAGACAUCUUCUACUGAAUUUCAAUGCACACAGUGUGGCCAGAACUUUUGGGGAAGUGACGCAUUCUUCCAGCACAAGUGUUCCCAUCAAAGGCACAGAGAGAAGCAAACUGAAGGCUCAGAGCCAUCAGCUAAAACACCCUCUUUGACCAAAAAUCCAGCAGGAGGAGACGAUGAAGAGGUGGACGUCACUGGAGAGGAUGUGUAUGAUUGCCGGAGAUGCUCAAUGCAAUUCUCCUCAAAAAGUAGUCUUUUGGAGCAUCAAAAUAAACAGCAUAAACAAGAGAAACCAUUUAAAUGUGAGCUCUGCGGGAAAAGGUUUGCCCUGAGGCGGUACCUUAAAGAGCAUGAGCGAAGACACCGUCUGAAAUUCACCGUGCAAAACAGCAACCAGUUAGAAGAAAACAACCUCAGCUGUACCCAGUGUCACAUUAUGUUCAACACAACAGAGGAGUUGUCUUUGCAUAUGCGAAUGCAUGCUGAAAAAGAAGGUGGAGAGUACCGCUGUGAUAUGUGUUACAAGUCUUUCAGCCAGGGAUCUUUACUGAAGCAGCAUCAAGAGAGUCAUGUUGGCCAAAUUGUAUAUGAAUGCACAGAAUGUGACAAAGCAUUUGCUUUUCCUCACUUAUUGGAGGAACAUCAGCAGACUCAUGUAGGGUCCUCUCAGUAGAUAACAAAUGUUAUAUUAAACAUCUCUCCUUUUGUUUCAAUAACUAAACCUACAUUUACUUGAAUUUCCUUUUAUGCCUUAUAUCUUACUGUACCUCAGUUCAUAAUCACUAUUUAGAUCCGUUUUGUAUUUUUGGCCCUUGUUUCAUACUCAUGAGCUGUUGGCUGUUGUCAGUUUGACACAACUUUUUCUCCUUGGUUUCAGCUUACAUUAUGUAUUGUUUUAGGAAGUAUUAUUCUUAUUUGUAUACAGUGUAUUAGCUAUAAAAAUGUUUGUAAAUAGAAAAAAAGUGUGUUAAGUUUAUAGAUUUCCUGCGUGAUAUCUACAGACAAACCUGAUUGAAUACAAUGUUAAUGAAACGUCUUUGAUAAUGGUUCAACUUCUGGAUCAAGCAUAAACAUGUGUUAGACUUAUUUUUUUGAAACUGUUUUUUGUCUUUAUUUUUGAGUGAUUGGAAAUUCAAACGGGGCAUUUUUAUCUUGUUUCUUUCGGUGACUGCUUAUGUACUGAUACUUUAGAAGUUUUGUGCUCAGCAUUUUCCUCGGUUCAUCAUUUCAUUUUGAUAUAAGUAUCUUGUACAGAUGUUUGAAACAUGUUCAUACUGUAUUUUUUUCACAACCUGAGGAUGUUACUUUGUUAAAGAAACUUAAGUUGAUGCAUUCAAAGAAGGAGUAAAGUCAACUAUAAAAUGUAUUUGUUCGUCUUGUCUUAUCUCACCAAAGGAAGGUGGAAAAAAUCUAGAGAAUACUGCCUUUUAUAAACCCAUCUAGCCAAUGUUAUUAGGCCAAAAUGACAAACCUAACCAAAUUACAGCAACAAGGAUUAAAAUUGGUUGGUCCAACAAAGAUUGUAAGGUCAGCAAAAAACAAAAAAACUUGUGGGGUG